Endocarpon pusillum Z07020 is the source of this 1953-nucleotide messenger RNA. RefSeq lists its product as uncharacterized. NCBI's taxonomy places the organism in Eukaryota, Fungi, Ascomycota, Eurotiomycetes, Verrucariales, Verrucariaceae. Gene Ontology annotation, molecular function: ATP binding; hydrolase activity, acting on acid anhydrides, in phosphorus-containing anhydrides; DNA helicase activity. Gene Ontology annotation, cellular component: nucleus. The record is from RefSeq and is a predicted model, not a curated record. The transcript has 3 exons. Bases 1 to 1953 code for a protein of 650 amino acids. Gene Ontology annotation, biological process: establishment of sister chromatid cohesion.
AUGAAAGAUCUGUAUCAGACUAUCGAUGAAGGGAAGGUUGGUAUUUUCGAAUCUCCUACCGGAACUGGAAAGUCAUUGAGUCUUAUCUGUGGCUCCUUGACAUGGCUUAGAGACCAUAAACGGAGUGUGCUUGAAGGCCCUACUGGAAAUGUGGAGCCUGGCGAUGACCCUGACUGGAUGAUUGACGCAGAAAGACAAGAACGAAGACGUGCCGUAUUACAACACAGGGAGGAGCUCGAAGGAAGACUUUCUGAAGUGCGGAGACAAGAAACAGCACGAAGGAAAAGGUUUUCUAAUCAAGUUCGGUCGUCUAAAAAGCUUCGUACUCAUCAACCGGAGAUAUUGGAUUCUGCGGCAGAAACCGACGACUUUGAAUUCCUCCCAGAAGAAUGCGACAGCAAGGUUGUGACUGAAGGAAACGGCUAUCCUGGGCCAGGAAAGGAUCAUGAUGCCCUGUCGUCCAAUACUCAGGCACUUCUUGCAAAGCUGAACGGCGUGAAGAGAACCGUAGAGCAGAUCUCGGCUUCUAAAGAGACGAGAAUUAUCUUUUGUUCUCGCACGCAUUCUCAGCUCACACAAUUCGUGAACGAGCUGAGACGGGUCAAGCCACCUCUAAGCAUCACCUCAUUAGAUGAGAAUGGGCUGGGCGAAUCAUCACCUCCCCAGGAGGAGGUUGUCAAGCACUUGUGCCUUGGUUCAAGGAAAAAUCUUUGCAUCAACCACAAGGUAUCACGACUGGGAUCAGUGGCAGCCAUCAACGAGAGGUGUCUUGACUUACAAAAGCCAGGUGUGCCUGAGGAGCGGAAAUGUCCCUUCCUACCGAAGAAGGAUAACGAGGAUCUGAUCGACAGUUUUCGAGACCAUGCUCUAGCCGAAGUGUAUGACAUCGAAGACUUGAGCAAUAUAGGCCGAAGCAUGGGUGUCUGUCCAUAUUACGCCUCUCGAGCCGCUAUAGACUCGACCGAGAUCUUGACGUUGCCCUACCCUCUGCUUCUACAAAAGUCAGCUCGCGAAGCUUUGGGCGUUUCUGUCAGAGAUCACGUCGUCAUUAUCGAUGAAGCUCACAACCUCAUGGAUGCUAUCACUGACACUUAUUCGUGCUCAGUUUCUCUACAUCAGGUAGAGACGGCAACUUCGCAAGUUAUGGUGUAUGUCCAGAAGUUCAAGGACCGGCUGAAGGGCCAAAAUAGGAUGUAUAUUACGCAGCUAAUUCGUCUACUCAAUUCCAUCUCGGACUCUCUCCGCUCUACAGCAAGCAACACGCGUGAAAAUGAAGCAAUCAUCACUUCCGGCCAAUUACUCUCAGGAAAAGGGGUAGACCAGAUCCAGCCUCAUAAACUGAUCAGCUAUCUUCAAGAGAGUAAACUGGCUCGUAAAGUUGAAGAAUACGUUCAGUACACUGACGAAGCGGCCAAAGGUGGAAUUAACCAUCCUCAUGAUCGUGGCGCAUUGCAGGUCUUCCAGAGUUUCAUUGCCGUUCUGAUGAAUCCGUCCUCUGAAGGUCGUUUCUUCUUCUCCAGAGACGAAGACGGCCGCAUCCAGGCUCGUUACACGCUGCUCGACCCCCGAGAACACUUUCGAGACAUUGUGGAGGAAGCCAGAGCAGUUAUCCUGGCGGGUGGGACCAUGUCCCCGAUGUCUGAUUACAAAGACCAUCUCUUCUCCUAUCUACCACCCGACCGCCUUCAAGCAUUCAGCUUCGGCCACGUGGUACCACGUGAGAACAUAUUCGCACGAUCGGUCAGCACGGGCCCAUCAGGCGUGGAAUUUGACUUCACCUUCGAGAAACGAAAGUCAUUCCCGAUGGUGUUGUGGCCUUCUUCCCUAGCUACGACUUUCUCAGCCAUGUCGUCACGGUCUGGAAGAGGGCUCCUCUACCCAGCACCCAUCCCAACUCACACAACACCUCCGCACAACCCUCCAUCAGCAUCUUCUCCGCUCUCAACGCCAUAA